This is a messenger RNA of Porites lobata, 3430 nucleotides long. Lineage: Eukaryota; Metazoa; Cnidaria; Anthozoa; Scleractinia; Poritidae. The record is from the annotation of a GenBank genome assembly.
UAGAAAUUGCGCCUAAUAGACUUUUCAGUGACUCGAGGUUCCCAAGCUGUUUUGAAUAGUUUGUCUUCAUAAGGACGUAAAUACAGACGGAAUAGCUCUCUUCAAGUGAGUAAGGCGUCGCUGAAAACUCCUAAAGACAAUCCGUGCCGAGGAAGGAGAAUAUUCUGCCUUCCCGCCAACUUUAGGCCAAAGAUAAUGAAAUGCGUUCUGAUAAGUUUACUGCUCAUUGCAGUACAACUUUCACAAUGCCUCAGAAACCAUGGAUAUGAAAAGGAACUUCGCCAAAGAAAGCAUUACUACUUUUCUGACGACCAGAAGUGUGCCCAAGAUGUACCGGACUGCGAAAAGUGUUUGUCUAAUAGUGAAAACUGUGAGUGGUGUAGCGAUGGGUCGCAGAGGAGAGAGUGCAUUAGGCAAGGGAGUGUGACCUGCCCGACAGAACAUCGAAAGACUGCUUGUGAAUCUCAAACAGCCUUAGACGAAAACAAGAAAACCUUGAUGAAUUACUACGAUAAAUCGCUAGACGAACUAGCGAAGAUAAAUGCACCGGUUAUGGAUACCCCUUCUCAGAAUACAAGUGUAGUAACAGUUAAUGCCAGUGUUCUAUGCGGGAGUCAAAGCGAUUGUCACAAUUGCACCACAAAUUAUUUCUGCUUCUGGUGCCAGCCAAAGGGAGAAUGUCAUGUUUAUUAUAACAUGACUACAGCACAACAGUCUUGUCCCGGAUUACAUGGAGCAUAUCAUGAACGCUGUUAUUUCCCAAGUAAGUGCGUUUUAUUAGACUAGCUGGACAGUAGAUAGCUUUAGUGUUGCACGGUUGGGUAACUUCCAAAGGAAUUCCUCGCCUCUUAUUGGAGUUUAACAGAGGCUUUUUACCGAGAGAAACUACAGUAGCUUAUCUGUAGCUUAGAACAAUAAUUGAGAAAAAACCUCUCUUGUUUAAAGAUAUUUCCCUGUUCUCUACUAAAAGAAUACGGCCUUUUUGGUUCGUUUCGUUGACUUUACGCAUGCUACGUCAAAAUGUGGUGAAUUAACGUGCACAAUCGACCAAAACAUUUCGCCUUGGUAACUCCAUUCUUUGUUUGCUCACGAAAAUGUUCCAGGUCAUUUUUAUCACUUUAGACACCAAAGUAAGAAGAUUCGAAAGGUUAAUGUCUUGUUAUUGAGAUUAAAGCGAUAAGAGGACGAAAAAGGCAGCAAAACUCUCUCGAGAAAUAAGCUACUUUCUAAUUGUUCUGCGUGGCAUUUAAAGUCAUUAAUUUUUAUGAGUAUCUCUUGGCAAUUAAUGGAAUUAAAGAACAUUCUGUCACUGUGUUGUUUUUACAAGAGAAGGAAAUUAGGUUUUCAUCCGUCCCAAAUGUAACUAAAUGGCCUUGCAACACCAGACUGGUGAAUCGAACUGGUUUUAAAGAAAAAAAUUCUCAUUGCAACUCCUUGAAAGAAUACCUUUGGAAACGCCUGGUUGAGCCUGUAUGCAAAUAAUACCUCGAAAUACCGACUAGAAGAAUCGAACAAAGAACACCUUUGUUAGCAUGUAGUGUUAUUAAGGUUGUUGAUUCUUCACAACUCUCUCCGUUAAUUACUCCGGCAGGGAAAAAUACCAUCUUUUGAAAAAGCAUUAUCCCACCCAACAAGGCAGAACGCAUAUCGAUAAUUGAACACCUAUCAGGGUGUUGCUUUGCCGAAAAGAAGAAGUUCAGACGAUCAAAGUUCACUUUAACAGAAAAUAGCUUUAUCAUUAAUAAAUUAAAACCUAUGUUAAAGAAAAUAAGCCAGUUGAGUUUCGAAUCCGUUAAACCUCAUACUUGUCUCAAAGCCUGAAGGGUAUAAACAAAAGAAAAGUGGCAUUUAGACUCAUGAAAAAUAAUUUAUAUGUUUUUGUUUUAAAACCCCCGCACUCAGGUCAGCCUUGGUUAACCAAUUAUGAAUUUGAAAAUUAGAAACUAGGCAAUUGAAGGAAAGUCACAAGUGAGGAAUAUUACAUGAGCCCAACCCAUACUUUCGCGUGCGAUAUGUUUACUUUGGUUACAAAGAAUAACAUUAUAACGCUGACCCUUCAAUAAUCAUGAUUCUAUUGGUGAAAUAAAUUGCCAAAUAGUCGACACCCAUUUAGGGUCUGUUUACAUGGAGUGGGGGACCCCGGUCUAGUGGGGUAAGUUUCUUUUGUUUUCACGCUCUGGGGGACACAAAACAAAAAAAACUUACCCCACUAGACCGGGGUCCCCCACUCCAUGUAAACAGGGUCUUAGAAAAUACUGUAGUAACAAAGGGCUAAGAGUGAAAAGCGCCUUGUGUACGAAUUAAAACUUGACUCCCACGAUUUGAUCUCCACCGUAUUUUGCCUCAUAAAAGGUACGCAUGCGAAUGAAGCAUUAAAUAAGGUUCCCGGCAGGAUUUUGUAAACCAAUACGAACUUCUCCGUGUCAUUUUCAAAAUUCGCAUUAUUGGAUAUUUUAAUAAAAGUUAUUAUCUUAAACUUGUUAUUUUUGAACUUACAUAAAAUAUGCCGUCUAAAAACUGACUUUUCCUCUGUUAUAUUUUUGCGAGACUUUGUGUCGCUGUUUGUUUAUAAAUACUCGUCCAUUCUUCAGUGAAUCGGCACAUGAAAUUUGUUGACUAUUUUCAGGAUUUUCGAAAGCACCAUAUUUCCCAUCGGUACUAGCUUUUCUUAGUUCAAUAGCAGUUGAGAAUUGCUUCCUUGGUUGUUUUGUUUUGGUUCUUUUUUUCCAACUGGAGGAGUGAAUGAUGGAGUAAUUGUACGGGGCUUCUAACAUUUGAAUCUGUGGAUGAAAUCCCCCGGGGUGACCAUUCAAAUGAAACUGAGCAACUGGGCAGUACGUUCACGUGGUAUUAUUUGUCUUUUACGAAAUGAAAUUUACAGUUUUUAUUGCAGUUUCACUUGGGCAAUGCUUCUGGUGAUUAAAAGAGUCAAAACGGUUCGAAAAAAAAGCAGGAACACUAGCCAGUUUAAGACCAUUUAAAUAAACUCUAGCGAAAAGACUUAAACAUGCUUUUUCGUUUUUCAGUGGGAGUAACGCCUUGUCGCAAACGAAAUUCUACCUGUGAAGAGUGUCUUGAGGAUGGUAUAUGCUAUUGGUGCUACUCAACCAAAACUUGCCGGUUUUACCAAGAAGCUGAAAUCAACUCUACUGCUUGCCCCAACGAUACAUGGUAUCAUGAAGACUGCGGUGUUGGGAAUAGUCUGUUCUGGGUUCUCUUUCCCAUACUGGCCAUUAUUCUGAUACCGGUAAUUAUUUACCUGAUAAUAUGGUUGAUAUGUUGCUGUAUGCGAGCUGCCGGGUAUGAACCCCUGCAACCCGCUGGUUCCGAGCCUCCAAAGAAGCAUCCGAAGAGUAUCAGAUUAAAACCCAGUACACCCUCAAAUAAGACCGAUCAACUCAGAAAAAAGUACGAUCUCGACAAUCCGUAA